Lonchura striata (white-rumped munia) is the source of this 2054-nucleotide messenger RNA. RefSeq names its product synaptotagmin 12 (gene SYT12). Gene Ontology annotation, molecular function: calcium-dependent phospholipid binding; clathrin binding; calcium ion binding. Gene Ontology annotation, cellular component: exocytic vesicle; plasma membrane. Gene Ontology annotation, biological process: calcium ion-regulated exocytosis of neurotransmitter; synaptic vesicle endocytosis. Lineage: Eukaryota; Metazoa; Chordata; Aves; Passeriformes; Estrildidae. The record is from RefSeq and is a predicted model, not a curated record.
CCCGCACCACCGGGAAGCAUCCCGGGUGCGAGGGGACAUCCCGGAUCCAUCCCGUGGCUGGGCUCUGGGCCCGCAGGGACCCCCGGGCAGCGGCGGGGGCCGGGAAGCAUCCCGGGGUUGGGCAGACCCGUGGAUCCCCGGACUGAGCUCGGGGACCCCCGGGCGGCGCGGGGGGCUCUGCCCGGUCCCCACCGCCAGCCGGGUGGGCCCCGGCGGUCGCAGGGUCCACCCUGCCCCAUAGGAGCGGACAUAACUCGGCGGAUGCCGGGGCCGCCCGGGGGUGCCCGCAGAUCCCUGAGGAUUUGUACCUGUCCAGGGAGCGUUUGCCAUGGACACUGGGCACAUAAGCAGAUCCCGCUUCAGCGUGGCCUCCAGCCCGCCGCGGUGGGAGAUCGGGCUCUACGCCGCCGGCGCCUUGGCGCUGCUGGGAAUCGCAGCCAUCAACCUGUGGAAGCUCUGGCGCUCCGGGAGCUACCCGGCCCCUUCCCCCUUCCCCAACUAUGACUACCGGUACCUGGAGCAGAAGUACGGAGCGGCGUGCCCGGACGUCAGGAACAAGCGAGGGCUGGCCCCGGGCUCGCAGCGGGCGCCAGGUCGGAGCUCUUCGUCCCGCAAGAGCAGCCUGAGGGCAGAGGACGCCUUGGAGAGUAUCCAGGAGCUGGGAAGCCUGGAGCUGAUGGGCAGAGACCUGGGCCUGGCCCACUACGGCCCCCUGCGGAAAUCCAUCUCGGCCGACUCCCUGAACUCCAUCUCGUCCAUCGGGAACAACUUCGGGCAGGAUUUCACGGUGGGGCAGGUGGAGGUGUCCAUGGAGUACGACGGGAGGGCGGCUGCCCUGCAUGUGACGCUGCUGCAGGGCAAGGACCUGCUGGAGAAGGAGGACGCGCGCUUCGAGUCCUGCUUCAUGCGGAUCAGCCUCCUCCCGGCCGAGCAGAUCGUCGGCAUCUCCCGGAUCCAGAGGAGCUCCUACUCUGUGGCCUUUGAUGAGCGCUUCUCGGUGCCGCUGGAUCCAGCGGCGCUGGAGGAGAACAGCCUGCGCUUCUCCGUCUUCGGCAUCGAUGAGGACGAGCGCAGCGUCAGCACCGGCGUGGCCGAGCUCAAGCUCUCCGACCUGGACCUGGCCAUGCGCCCCUUCAACGCCUGGCUCUACCUGCAGGACACCAACAAGGCGGUGGACACGGUGGGGGAGAUCCUGCUCUCCCUGAGUUACCUGCCCACAGCCGAGCGGCUCACGGUGGUGGUGGUCAAAGCCAAGAACCUCGUGUGGAGCAAUGGGAAGGUGACUGCAGAUCCCUUCGUCAAGGUGUACCUGCUGCAGGAUGGGAGGAAGAUCAGCAAGAAGAAGACAGCGGUGAAAAGGGGAGACACCAACCCUGUGUUUAACGAGGCCAUGAUCUUCUCCGUGCCUGCCAUCGUGCUCCAGGAGCUGUCCCUGCGCGUGACGGUGGCUGAGAGCGGCGAGGACGGGCGUGGUGACAACACGGGCCACGUGCUCAUCGGGCCCACGGCCAGCGGCAUGGGCACCACGCACUGGAACCAGAUGCUGGCCACGCUCCGCAAGCCCGUCUCCAUGUGGCACCCACUCCGCAGGAAUUAGGCCGGAUCCUGGGGACAGCGAGCCUGGAGUAGGGACUCGGUGGCACCCCACAAGGCCGAGCUGCUCAGGGGCCCAAAAUAGCCAGAGCACGGACAGAGCGGCUCCGUGGGCGCGUUCCUGGUUGUGCUGGGCCAGAGCUGCCAGGAAGGACCCAAAUGGACCAAAAGCAGCAGGAGCCUCCUCGAAGUGCGGCUCCCAAGCGUUCCGCGUGCUCCCAAUGGCCUCGAAAUCCAUGGAAUCCUCAAAGAGGGACUCUGAGCAAGGGAGAGGGGGAUUCCUUUGGAAGGUGGUUUUUGGGUGGGAAUCGUGAGGGGGGGUGACAAAAGCCAGCUUGGCGUGGGUGGUGAUCCUGAGGGGAUCUUUUGUAGUGACUUUGGUGCGCUGUGCCAGGGUUGGAAUGUUUCCAGCGAGAAUGGAAAAAGGGAGCAAUAACAGCAGAAAUAGAUUGUUACAUAUG